This is a messenger RNA of Grosmannia clavigera kw1407, 1134 nucleotides long. RefSeq names its product bzip transcription factor. Gene Ontology annotation, molecular function: DNA-binding transcription factor activity. Gene Ontology annotation, biological process: regulation of DNA-templated transcription. The record is from RefSeq and is a predicted model, not a curated record. The coding region runs from base 1 to 1134 and encodes 377 amino acids. The transcript has a single exon. NCBI's taxonomy places the organism in Eukaryota, Fungi, Ascomycota, Sordariomycetes, Ophiostomatales, Ophiostomataceae.
AUGGUUAUUUAUAAUCACGCCGAGGCUGAGGAGUCCGAUGUCGAUCCCCGCGACCUUGUCUCAUCUUCCUCUGGCCACCAUAUGGCCUUGCCCGAAUUCGACAAUAGCGGCUACUUUAUGCGCCAGGCCUCUCCUGCUGACAGAGAUGAGGCCAUCUUUUCCAGCCCGCCGUCGGCUCGAGGUGGUCUCGGCCGCGGAGCCGACGUCUUUGCCGGCUCGCCAAGUUCUCGUGGCCACUUUGUGGGCGACGACAAUCACGAACGGAAGAAGCUGCUGUCGCCGCAGCGCACGCCGUCCUACGGCUCGCAGCAAGUCUAUCCGGGCCCAUUUCAUCGCCAGCCGCCGACUUUUGCGUCAGCAGUAGCCGGUCGGUACCAUGGCGGCUUUCACCGCACGAUGCUGCCGUCGAUCGAAGGUGCCGAGCUGGAAGUCGAACACGCGUACGAGCACGACGACGAGAACGAGAACGGCAAGCCGCCGACAGACCUGUCCGACUGGCGAGCGCGGCUGCGCUACUGCGAGCAGGCGCGCAACAAGUCGGCCCUGGAGGCCUGCAUGGUGCGGCUGCUCGAGUUCCCCGAAGGCAUCACGGAACAAGAGAUGGCGGCGCGGCGGGCGGCCAACCUGCGUUUUGACCGUAUUCGCGAGCAGCGCCUCAAGGACCGCAACAACGAGGCUGCCAAGCGCAGCCGCCAACGCAAGGUGCAGCGGAUCGAGGCUGCCGAGCGUCGCAUCGCUGAGCUGGUUGCCGAGCGUGACGACUACAGCGAGCAGGCCGUUGCGCUGAAGCAGGAGGCAGCCGAGCUGAGAGAGCGGCUGAACCACACGCAGAAGCAGCUGACUGAUUUGCGCAAGAAAGCUGUCCGUGCAAAUGCUGCAGACGGGGUUAUACUCAAGGAAGAGCACGACGAGGACGACGAGGAUGACGAGAGCGAUGAGUACCAGAAGCGGCAUGAGACGAACGAUCGUGGACAGGGCCGCAGACAGAUGCAACGCGGCCAGCAAGACUGUUUCGGACUAGGACGUUUAAGGAAGAGGAGCCCGCCAUGGAUGACCAGCAAGAUGGAGACAUAUUUAUGGAUGACGAUCAGCGCGACACUAUGUGGGGUUGAACGAGCGAGCACUCCUUCUUGA